This is a messenger RNA of Suillus subaureus, 1253 nucleotides long. RefSeq lists its product as uncharacterized. The record is from RefSeq and is a predicted model, not a curated record. NCBI's taxonomy places the organism in Eukaryota, Fungi, Basidiomycota, Agaricomycetes, Boletales, Suillaceae. The transcript has 15 exons. The coding region runs from base 267 to 1001 and encodes 244 amino acids.
UCAAUACAGAACGUAGCCUGCGGCACCCUGGAGCUUCAACGUCACGUAGCCGCCCAUUUUACAAGUUGCGCCAUUUGUACAUCGUGAUAGUGACUCGCAAGCAUGUUGAUGGUAUCUUGGUUAUAUCAGAUGUCGCCAAGGCUCGUGUAUGGUUUUUAAAAUCUUGCCAAAAAGCUGUACCAAGUUUUCAAUAUAAAAAUGCACGAGUUAAUUGUGGCAACUGAGGAGUACAUCCACUUUCACGAAUUGAAGACGCGUGCCUCGCAAUGAGCUCCACUGAGAAUGUACUCGAGCUUGGAUGGGUACUCUGGGGUCUUAACUACGCCAAUGUGGCUGUAACUACGUCCUGGACAUAUAACUCUUUCCUCACCUUGGCCGAUGAGGUGGCAUUUUUGACGCAGUCACAGUGGAGAUUACCGAAGCUGCUUUAUAUUGUCUGCCGAUAUCUUACCUGCGGUUACUUGACAUUGGAAAUGCUCGUGGCAUUCCAACCCAUGAUGUCAAUUCACACGUGUCAAGUGAUAUACUCCAUAAACACAUAUUUGGGAAGUUUCAUUGUAGUGUGUGCCGAAGGUGUAUUCUUGCUCCGUGUUUGUGCAAUAUGGGGAUUUGGGAGGAAGAUGGUGGUUCUGUUCUCAAUGAGCGGGCUGAUGUACGUUAUUGCUGCCACCGUGGUGCUCUCGAUCAUCCGAUCCCCCCCUACAACUACUAAGUCACCCAUCCCUGUCACGAGUUGUCUUGAAACUGGCAGUGACAGAACUAUCAUAAUCCUCUACGUGAUUCUAGUUGCGGCGGAGAUCCAAAUAUGGGCGUUCGCACUGUACAAGUUCGCUGCGAGCUACUCGCGUAGGGGUGGUCGUAAUCACCUGUUGGAACAGCUGAUCCAUCACAAUAUGAUUUACCUAACUUGCGGACUUGUCUUCUCCUUCAGUGUUAUAUUGACAACAGCCCGUCUCAACGUGUUUUACGGCUUCAUGAUUGUGAGGUUCUUACGCAACUGAUCAGCGACGUGCUUUGCUAGAACCUGUUUCCUUCUCGCUUGCAACCUUUCAUGCUGCGCCUGGAGUGUCAAGUCAGGAGUAAAGUUCUGGCUUUCACCCCUUUUUUCUCUCCAUAUUGUUGAGCAAACGAAGUUGUAUACCUUUUAUUCGUCACCGGCUACGUAUCGAACGUUUUGGUAUAAAUUUAUCUACUGCGGACAAGUAAUGUCAGUUCUGGAAACGGCCCAUAUCUGAGGUUUGAGCUGGCGACCU